This is a messenger RNA of Anopheles coustani, 7887 nucleotides long. RefSeq names its product cell division cycle 7-related protein kinase (gene Cdc7). NCBI's taxonomy places the organism in Eukaryota, Metazoa, Arthropoda, Insecta, Diptera, Culicidae. The coding region runs from base 5043 to 6983 and encodes 646 amino acids. The transcript has 2 exons. The record is from RefSeq and is a predicted model, not a curated record. Gene Ontology annotation, cellular component: nucleus. Gene Ontology annotation, molecular function: protein serine/threonine kinase activity; ATP binding. Gene Ontology annotation, biological process: mitotic DNA damage checkpoint signaling; protein phosphorylation.
CGAAGGCACGGACGCGAAACCACGCUACCCAAGCGGCCAAGAGCGAGAGCAAUCGUUCGCGUUAGCUCGUCUCCAUCGCCAUCAUAUUAUUCGUGCUGCGAAAUCCCGUUGUUUUUAUCGUCACGACGACGUUUUCUUCUGUGUCUUCAUCAUCGCCAUCAUCAUCACGACGGCGCUUCCUCCAUUUUUCGCUGUUGGUUUGCUCAUCUUCAACACGGUCCGCUUGAGCAGUGUAUCAUUUUUUCCUUCGUUGCACCACCCACUGCCCGUGACCUCCUGUCCAUCCAGCCUUCUGCCACUCCUUCAGUAAGCAACAGCAGCAGCACUAGCAGAAACAACAAAAACAACAAACGUUCGUCGGGGGAGUGACGCGGUGUUGGCGUUGAUUACACUGACAGUUCGCUCGCUAGCUGGUUGUCUCAGACAUACACACACACAUACUCUCUCUCUCUCUCCCUCCUGUUGGACGUCGAGGGAGUGCGCAGUUGACGCCCCACCGCUUUCUCGCUAGCCGCCAGCCAUCCCGCCGCCCUGCGUUUCCGCUAUCCGUGAGUUGAAUCCCUUUGUUCUCCGGGUUUCUGGGCGUAGCGUGUGCGUGUGUAAGUGCGCGCGCGAGAGGUAAACGUCAAAACAGGCACACGACGGGCAAAGCGCGUGUUUUUUGACGGCUGCGGUUGUUACUUCAGUCAGGCAGCGCGGAACGCGUGUCUUCCCGAAACCACGCCAAAACACGCGGUUACCGUUUUGGGUUGUGCUUGGAGCUGCUGGAAUUUCUUCCUUCCGAACGUUCGGGAUUUUCGGGAGUCUUCACCAGUGGCCACCAUCAGCGGACGUAACGGCGAAGAUCGGGAGUAGGAGAGAGGGAGAGAGAGAAAGAGAGAUUAAAAAAGAGUGAGUUGAAGUAACAAAAAGAAACCACCCACACGACUCCCACUGGUUGGGUUAAAAUGCAAUUUUAUUCGUAUUGACAACCCUCUGACCGUCCCAAAUCAACGUGUGUAUUAUCAGCACCGACCAGGUCGAAAGCACCACCAGCUUGCAAUCACAGUACCCACUGUAAUCAGUGCAAUAGAACUCCAGGCGUGCUGCACUCCAUCAUACCACACACAUCGUUCUCAAACUCCUCACCCCACGAGAGGAACGGCCGCGAAGACAACGGGAAGAACAAAGGCCGUGAGAAAACAAACAAGAAGAGGCUACCGUGUACAAUCGAUUUAAAGAAGAAGCAUGCUUUUCGCUUUACCGUGAUUCGUUGCAACGCAUAUUGCCGCUGCAUUCGCGAAAGAGAUAAACAGCCGAUUCGAAGCAUCCCAGCUAAUGUGGAGUCAACCGUUUCCCUAACUAAGUCAGGCGUGCCAUCGUCCAACGAACGCGGCGAUUGCGAUUCAUGAUGUACUAAAGAAGUAAAUCGAGUGGGAGGGAAGACGGACCAGCUGAGCAGGCAGCGAAAUGCGAAGGAAAAGCGCAGUGUGCGAGCAGUAACACACAGUCACACGCCUAGUAACCCUCCAAACGACGGCCGUGAGUGCAACAGUAAGUGCGAGCAAGCCAGCAGAUAGCGUGUCGCGCGAGCGAGAAAGGCAUCGAGAUGGUGUACUAGGUAGCGCGAGCUCGCCUAGAGUUGAUCGUAGCCCGAGGGAACGCGAACGACGCGAGGUGGAGAAGCAGCGGACGGGUAGGGAAGUCGAUGCUGUCUUGAUGCUGCUGCAGCAAAUCUCAGAGCACAUUUGGAUACAGAAGCAGAGCGAUGAACGGAUGAAGUUAUCCGCGUGCGUCCGCGUGCCAAGUGUUUUGUUGCCGUCGUUGUAGUUUAUUUUAUCUCGUUCAUUUCGUGCUUCUUGCCGUCACCCGCCCGUAACCCGUGCCUGGCAAAGGUCAUCCUACUGGAGAAAGAAGAAAAGGAAAAACACUCAUCCAUCACCAUCGCUGAAAGGAUCAAACGGAAGUGGAAAACACGCGGCGCCUGGCAAAACGGAAAGUGUCAUCAGUCAGUUUGAGAACCCAUCCACCCACUCGCUUCACUUAGGAGGAGGGAGAAGGUGGCACACAUACAAACUUUUCUCCAAACGUGCAUCGGCGGCAGCGACGUUCGCGGAAGAAAACGCAUGUGGUAAGAAUACGUACCAUAUAUAAUCACUGCACCAGUCGAUUUGGGCGAUAGGAAAAACUCGUGUGUGUAGCGACGACCAGGUGGCAACCUCGUGGUGUGCAGAAACGGAACCGCGUGCACCAUCUCUAAGGAACAGCAAAUGCAGCGCCUCGCGGUUGGUGAUUGCUUCCGCUAAGCGUUACACGAGGCAGAGCGAACCGCAAGCAAAAGAGGAAGGAUAAUUGACCCUCCGCACAAAGGAGCGGUAAGAAUAGCAAGGAUUCUUCUCACUAAUAACGCUUUCUAGUCGGCCCAACCUCGUGCUAAAACUGUGUAAAUUAAACGAAAAUUUUACUCCCGACGAGGAAUUUCACUUUCCUUUACGUUUGCCUUACCAGGCAGUGUGUAGGAGGUGGAACGGGUAUAUGACCACGACGCAGCAGAGACAGCACCGCUCGUCGCUUUAGCUUGCCGUUGCAACCCGCCGCAUUGCUCGCGUGAAACGCGUUUUUUCGCUACCACACGGAGCAGCGCAGGAACUUACAUGUGCUUUCUGCGCCUCUCGGCCACACCACGGGAAAUGGCACUCUGAGGUUGUAUGGGUGCGUAUGCAGUUGGAGACACACCACACCGAGGCUACGCAACAGCAGCAACAGCAACAGCUUCAUCAGCAUCAUCAGUAUCAUCAUCAGCAGCGUUGGUAACAUACUUGCAGCAAGUGGUCAGUCAGGGUCUAGUAUUUUUCGCUCAUCGCUUGCAUUCAAAAUCGCAGCGGCUGCUACGACAUCGAAACAACAGCCCUCUUGCCCAUCGCAGCAAUCCACCACUGCGCAACGGAUUGAUCUCAGACGAUCUCCUUCGCAGCACCGCGUGUCGCCAACCCAUCGGUUCUUCGAUAUCAUAUUUAUUGCCACCCGUCGAUUUCGUCCACACCCAGUGUGCAAGGGUUUCUUGUUCUUGCCACCGUUUUCCAGUUCCAGCCACAGAGCGCAGAGUUCGAACGGGCCCCGCGGGAACCUACGGAAGCGGACGAAAAUAAACCCGAUCGCUGAAACGCGGUGAUCGCUUCGCUCCGGUGGCCUUGGACGGUUAGCGAUUCUACUUUUAUUUUCCUGCAUCCACGCGAUCGCGAAAAAAGUAAUAGCUGGGAAACGACAAUAUCGACCACCCUUCUUCGCACCAUCAUCCUCCCUGGAAACCUACUCAUACACACAUACCAGGACCGUGGUUAGUCGAAUGCAGCAGAUCGCGUGAAGGUGGACAAAGUCGUUCGAUUGCGUUUUGCUAGUAGCCAUUGGCUACUUGUUCUUGCUGCUUAGCACCGACACGACCUAUUGUUGCAAUUGUUGUUGCUGCUCGGAUUAAUCCUCAUCGCCGUUGCACAAACACACCAUCAUAUUGCACUGGCCCCGGGGGGGUUGCAGCUCGCGCAUCGUACGUGACAGCGCCGAAAAGAAGAUAAUCGAUUCAACAGUGCACCGAAGGAGCAAAAAAAAUCGGCGCAGCGUAAAGAAACGAAAACAAAAACAAAGCCAACAACAAUACCGUGUGAGCGAGAGCUAGUGUAACGACAGAGCAACCAUCGGAAACGUCAAAGCCGCGACGGAGACGGAACAUCCGGAACUAUAGGCCAGAAGGAGAUAGCACAUCGUACCAGCUGAGAGCAUCAACGAUAGCAGCUGAGAGGCAGUGCUUUUUUUUCGUUUUCUUCGUUCUCCUGUUGUUGUUUUCGUCGUCGCAUCGCCUACUGCACUCUGCUCUGCCCGCUGCCCGAGUGCAUCCAACUUCGGUCAACGAGAACAGCAGUGUGGUGCAACUGUGUGUGCGCUGCUCUGGUACGGCUGUGUGCAACGGACGGCACCCCCUCCUUCAUCCCAUACCGCGGAUUCACCACGGCACAACUGGAUCUCGCGGAUCCGCGUGACGAGGUCAUCGUGAAGGUUUUUCAGUCACAAUUUCGGCCGUGGCCGCAUCAGAACGCCAUUUUUAAGUGCAACGCAGUUUUGUUGUUGUUUGUUUGUUUGUUGGAUUGAAACGUUUUAUUUGGAACGUCAAGAUGGCCCGCUUUGUCUAGUGCGCGUUAGUGCAGUGGUGCACUUUUUUGUUUCGCGAAUUUCGAAAAAAAACAUAGUACAGCAAAGCUACGGCCGUAAUCAUUCUGAAGAACAACUGAAACAGUAACAACAACAAUCACAAUCACCACUACCACCACCACCGACAAGGCAAUACAACCCUACACCAUUACGGAGAGAGAGUAAGAUUAAGAGAAAAAUAUAGGAAAAAUUUGAAAAUCACAUCAACGAAGCAGAAGAGAAGAGGAGAAAAACGCACCACGAGAAAGGAGCUGGACGCGAAAAUAGUACUCGUCCCACCACGAAGGGCCACUACGCGACCACACGGCCGCCGUUCGAGCAACGGUCCACCGAGAAGCAGCAAAAACACGUUUCGCUUGCCCAUUUCGGUGCGUCCUAGAUAGCGAUAGUGGUGUGUGCAUUCAUCUGCACCACGACCGAAGCGAAAGAAGAAAUAGCAGAAAAACGCAUCGCACGCUUGCAACCCAGCGCAACUACGCGAGGGCUCACAGUGUUUGUCUCUCGCUGUGUGGCCACUUGGUGCUAGUGAUAUUACAACAUUCGCACAAUUCCUCCCUGGCAUCACGUCACCGCCGUACCAGACGGGCCAACGCCACGCGGUUUCGAGGGGGGUUUAUUUUUUCUCACUGAACAAGUACAAAGACAACGCAACGCUCCCCAACAACAACAUCAACCACUAAGAGGCUCGUGAAUAAGUAGAGAAUUUAAAAAAAAAGAAGUAAAAUAAAUCGCUAACCGACCCAUCAGACGAAGGCAGGCAACACGCGAGGAGUUACUUCCUCGGAAAACGACGGCGAACGGCGACGGUUACUUACAACACGUGUGCCCUUUUCGGCGGCCAACAAACGAAGCGAACAAAAAUGGACGUUGGUCAGGGCCAGCAGCAUCAUCAUCAGGAGCCUCAGCCUCAGCGCCGCCAGCAAAACAACGAUGAGGAGGAAGGUUCGGUUCGUCGCAGUGGACGAGGGGAAGCUACGGCGAUGGCCAUGCAGACAGUCCAGGGAAAUCAGAUCGAUGCAGGCUGCGUCACGGCUGCGCGAGUGGAGAACAACAAUAACAACAAUGGGAGCGGCAGCACAGCAGCAGCAGCGGCGACGGCGGCAUCGAGUGGCGGCGGCGUGGUGGAACGUAUCCCGGCGAUUCUCGAUCAGUACGUACUGCACGGGAAGAUCGAUCGGGGCACAUUCAGCUUCGUCACGUUGGCGACGCGUCGGGACGAGCAGUACCUUCCGAUGGAUCGGCGGCGCCUGUACGCCAUCAAGUUGAUCACGCAAACGAGUCACCCGGCGCGCACGGAGCGCGAGGUACGCUGCAUGAUGACGAUGGGCGGCCGGUGCAACGUGGCCCAAAUCGUGGACGGCUUCCGGCACCAGGACUCGGCGGGGCUCGUGAUGAACUACAUUCCGCACGAACCGUUCCAUCUGUACUACGCGCAGCUGGGCCCGGCCGAAGUGCAGCGGUACAUGAAGGAACUGCUUAUCGCUCUCGGGCACGUGCACCGGCACGGCGUGAUCCAUCGGGACGUGAAGCCGAGCAACUUUCUGCACAGUCGCAGAAACGGGGGCACCUACAUGCUGGUGGACUUUGGGCUGGCGCAGGAGACAAACACCGGGGAGCUGACGCUUUGUCCAUCGGCUGGCGGCGCCCACCGGGUCGAUAAGCGGAAGGAGUCUGACGAGGUGGCACACGCUUCGGUAGUGCCAAUGCCAUCUGCUAAACGGCCCAAACCCUCUAACGGCGCCGUGGCAAACGGCGAUCCGCAAAGGGAUCAAGUUGUGUUCCGCAACCCGCUCCACAAGCAGCAAAAGGGUAGCAACGGCAGCACCGUCUCGCCCCUGAAAGUCUCGAAUAACACGCUCAAGGAUCUCGUUGAGUCGCCGCUGGCUCGGCAAAUCAAGUCGACCGCCAUCGGUAUUGGGAAUAGGUUGAAAAAUCGUGGUUCGAUGGUUGCCAUGGCAGGGAGCACCCAAUCACCGCUCGCUCCCGGCUGUUCGGAGCGGGAAAACAAAGAUGUUGCUGAAGCACCACGAGCUAAACUGACCGCCAAAGUAGGGGCGGGCAUGAAGCAGCAGCAGCAGCGUCAACCGUCGGAUCUGACGUCGUGUGAAUGCUCGGGCCGGCCGCAAGUAUGCACCCGUUGCCUGGUGAAGCGCGAGAUGCACGCACCUCGAGCCGGAACGCCCGGCUAUCGGCCACCGGAGGUGCUACUGAAGUACCCGGAUCAAACGACAGCGGUGGACAUUUGGGCCGCCGGGGUGAUUUUCGUGAGUUUGCUCUCGAAGUGCUACCCGUUCUUCGGUAACACCGACGACAUGACGUCACUGGCGCAAAUCAUUUCUGUGUUCGGAUACGAGCGGGUUCGUCAGGCGGCCACCAGCUUCAAUAUGAGGUUGGUGAUGGCUGAAGAGCAGGAGCGCAUGGAGGCACUCAGCUUGCGGCGCCUCUGCCAGCACUUCCGUGCCCUCUACCGUCAGCGUGAGUCCUCCGCCGAUGCCGCAACCGGCGCUCCGCCGUCCGGUGGUUCCAGUCCCCCACCUGGUGCAGAUGAUGCGCGCAACCCGGGAGACUGCUGCGCAAACUGCAACCGACCACCGGGACGAUGCCUGUGCCAGGAGCGGCCACAAGAUCGGCGGGUGCCCAAAGAUGACGCCAGCCCGGCGGACGAUGGGACGGACGGGGAUUGCGAUGAGUACGGAUCGGCAGCGUACGAUCUGCUCGAACGUUUGCUAGAAGUUGAUCCGCGUAAACGCAUCACCGCCGCCGCUGCCUUGCAGCAUCCCUACUUCGAGGUGCAGUACUGAGCAGGUGAGCAAUGACGCACGUUCAACGGAGAGAGAGAAGGGGAGAUAGAGAGAGAGAAAGGGAGCUAGGGAGAGAGGUAUAAAAGACCCCCAACCAGUCAGUAUCCAUACUACGUUACUAACGCAAAGCAAAAAAGAAAAGCUACCACACACACCGCCAUUACCAGCACCAUCGGUACAAACAAGAUUGCUGUAAGCCAAGAUCGGACGGAAUGAACGAAUGAAAGCAAGUUGGAAGCCCAGCGGUCAAUUAUAAAAAAAAGCCAGUCGAAAGCUAAAGGAAAGCGGGGAAACACGGAAAAUCCCUCCGAGAUGUAAAGGAAAUGUUUAGAGAUUAUCGUUAAAUAGUUCGCUACUUUUUAAGUUACCACCGAAUAUAGAUUACCACUUACUCCUUCACGCUCAGCUUCUCUGGAUGCUACGAGGAUCCUGAAUGUUUCCGGCAACGGAACGCGGUGUUCGCGCCGCCACCGCCACCUCUUCCGCACGCAAGGGCGCACAUGCAUACUCACACUCACACAUUCCAGAGCACUCCUUUUUUUCUAUUACCGGUGUACAGAAGUUAAAUUGAAAAACAUGAGGAUGAAAACUGCUGCUGUUUGAACCGAAGCGAAAACAAUCGCAAGUGACACACAGUGUGCGUGCCUGAUAAAUGAAUGAAUGUUCGUGUGCAUGUGUAUGUGUGUGUAUGUGCGCGGUUUGUGUGAUUUUUGUGUCUCUCCACCUUUUUUGUGUGCACAAAGGACACCAGGAAUGCAUUUCGGUGGUGCGUUCUCCCAAUGCAGCGUAGCGCACCGUUUUGCAAACAAACACACUACAAACAAUCGAUUGCCAUCUGAUUAAUGUUUUUUUUAUCACCCCCGGCACCACCAUGUCGCAGACUUGUUCCCUCUUGGUAGCCCUC